AGUUGUUAGAUUGCAUACCUGAUGAUAUGACGUCAUAGUUGUGUCAAUUGCUAUUUUGUUUGUUAUUCUUCACGUUUCAAUUUUUCAAUUAAACUAAACAGUUGUACUAUAAUGCUCGGUAAUCGGGAUUUAUACAUGAAAGGAGGACAAGAACUUCGAGUGUCUUGUAUUACAUGGAAUACGGCGGAAUGUACACCUCCUCCAGAACUUGAAAAACUUGUAAAGUAUAACCCUAGAGAGUAUCCAGAUGUCAUUGCUAUAGGAUUGCAGGAAAUAUAUAUUGCAAAUUUAUCAGUAGUUGGUCUAGGAGAAGAUUUAUGGACUUCUGCUAUAAAAGAAGCUUUAGGAGCUCUUGCAGAAAGUUUUAUCCUAAUCAAAACCAUUCGCAUGUGGAACAUGCAACUACUUGUCUGGAUUCGAUUACCUUGGCUUCACUAUGUUCAUAACAUAGAGACAUCAUAUACAAGAACCAACUUUGGAGGCCUACUUGGUAGUAAGGGAGCCGUAUCAGUAAGAUUUGAAAUAGGUCAGACGAGUAUAUGUUUUGUAAAUUCUCACUUGACUGCUCAUCUUCAACAUGUGAAUGAGAGAAUAAGAGACUACGACGAUAUAAUAGAAACCCAAACCUUUAAAAACUCCACUAAUAUUUUGGAUCAUGAUUACAUAUAUUGGUUGGGUGACUUGAAUUUUCGAAUUAAUAACCUGGAUAAGAAAACAAUAGAAGACCAUAUUACAUCAAAUGAAUAUGACCAGCUUUUAGCGAACGAUCAGUUAAAAAAGUCCAUGAAUGAAGGCCUUAUUUUUUUGGGUUUUAAGGAGGGACCAAUCAAUUUUCCACCAACGUAUAAAUUCGAUGUCAAUAGUGAUAAAUAUGACACAGGAUCAAAGCAACGUAAACCAGCAUAUACCGACCGUAUUCUUUAUUAUACUUCAUCGUAUAGUAGUGACGAUGAUGUUAAUAAAUCUUUUAACGUACUACCUAUGGAAUAUAGAGCUAAAAUGGAUAGCAUCUUUCAAAGAAGCGAUCAUAGACCUGUUAUUGCUAAUUUCAGAUCUAUCGUUUACGCUCACUUUAUUCCGCGCAUUAAGUUUGCAAUCCAGCCAAUUGUUGCUGGUGACAUAAAUAUUAGUUACUAUGUAGAUAACGGUGCUUAUAAGCCGUCUUCAUGGGAUUGGAUAGCACUAGUAGACGUAAAUUGCCAACGUAUUAUUACGGCUCUAUCCUAAUUCAAGUAUUCUGUUUUAUAGGCAAAAGCCAGAACUAUAUCCGAUUAUGUUGCCUAUAAGUAUGCACCAGCGGGACUAUCACUCUCUUUUAAUGGCAGAACUCGUCAUAUAACUAAUAUAAAGCUACCUGAACAGCUUAUUGGAAGUACUGUUUUCCUAGUCUAUUGGAGUUACUUCUCAGAAUUUCCCCUAGCUAUAAGUGAAACUUUCAAAGUUUAUGAAAAGAGUAUUCAAAAAGUGGCUGUUUCUGACGACGGCUGGAGCGAUAGUGGCUCUUGUUCCACUGUUAACCUUUCUGAUUCAGAUUCAUAAAUACAUUCUGCUAUUGUCUCGUAAAAUCAACAUUGCUUGGAUAAAUUGUGUUUUUACUUUGGAAUAAUUGAAAUGUUGCUUUCUCAGUUUUAUUUACUUAUUUGAUAAUUUUUACUUUGUGGAAAAAAUAUCAUGCAGGUUUUUUCUAUAAGAAAAAUUCUCUAAAGAGUUUGAUAUUGGUAAUUUAUACACUAUUCUUUACAUAUUUUUUUAAAUUAAG
Dimorphilus gyrociliatus is the source of this 1759-nucleotide messenger RNA. Lineage: Eukaryota; Metazoa; Annelida; Polychaeta; Dinophilidae. The record is from the annotation of a GenBank genome assembly.